This is a messenger RNA of Symbiodinium sp. CCMP2456, 516 nucleotides long. Lineage: Eukaryota; Dinophyceae; Suessiales; Symbiodiniaceae. The record is from the annotation of a GenBank genome assembly.
AUGGCACUGGUGCCCACCGAAAGUUCGUUUCUAUCUUCCUUGAAUGUUGACAGAAAGCGAGCACUGGACAGACAGAAAAAGCGAGAGGAGCUUCUGGUAGAUACAGAAGGGGGAACCAAGAUUCUUGGACUUCACCAGGAUCUGCAGGCCCUUGUGGAUGUGCUCGAUGAACGCGUUGAAAGUAAGCUCAGCGCGAACGAAAAGGCAUACUUCGUGGCUUACAAGAGCUUCAUGUUCACUGUCCAAAAGGAGUACAAGGAACUGAAGCAGAAGGCAGAUGAGGAGGAGACAAAAACGAGGAGGGAUGCAAAGAUCCAGUCCCUGGAAAAGGAGCUUGACUGGUUCAUGAACGAGGCUUUGCGCUUGGAUGAGCUGGUCAAGAAAUACAAGAAGGAGCUGGACAAGUGGAAGGGCAAAGCAGAGGCGUUGGAGGACGAUCGGCAGUUUCUGGAGAACCAGAUCAAGCAAGCCAAGAGGCCGAGCUGGACACUGCAUCAGCCACGACUCUUCUAUUAG